GCUCCGACUUCUUCCGGACGACAGUGUUAUGUGUGUUUUGUAUUACUUCAAAUAGCAGGGUAGAACUCCUAGCUUUCUAGAUACAGUCUGUUACCUCCAGGGAAAGGAACGUCUUGGACAGAUAGACCCUAGACCCAUAAACCAUGAGUUCAUCAGCUGAUGAAGACAGAAGUCAUCCUGAGGGUGCGACUGGCAGCUCAUCCCAUCCUCACGCCCCGCUCUUCAUCCGUGCAUCCGACAGGUAUCCAAGGACACCUAAAUGUGCUCGCUGUCGGAACCAUGGAGUCGUCUCGGCUCUUAAAGGACAUAAGAGAUACUGUCGUUGGAGAGAUUGUGUUUGUGCCAAAUGUACACUUAUUGCCGAAAGACAGAGAGUCAUGGCUGCUCAAGUGGCCUUACGAAGGCAGCAGGCCCAGGAAGAGAACGAGGCCCGUGAACUAGGACUCCUGUACGGCCCUGGCGGUUUGUUGUCUAUUAAUCGUGAAAAUGUGCACAUCUUUGACUCCGAUACACCAUCGUUUCCUAACACAACCGGUGGUUCCUCUCCGACGUCAAGAAGCAACUCUUUAGAAACGUCAUCACCCCCACUGCCAGUCGACGACUCCAAUCAUACUCCAGUUGCGAAGCGUCAACGGCUCGACCCCGUGGCAACCGACUCCGGUAGUGCAGCAUCCUCACCGAACCCCGACUCCAGACCUGUGUCCCCUGACAUGGCAGACAGACCAAAACACGCCGGCCGCAGUCCCUCCCCAACUCGCAGCAUCUCACCAAAAAUGUCUCCAGAACCUGCAAACACUGCCAUAGACCACGUGCGCUCAGAAUACCUCCCGAAACCCACAGCAGAUGAACUUAGUUUUCUUGCACGUGCUGGAGCCGGAAAACGUCCCCCAAUUGACAUGAUGUGCCGCAUUUUCCCACACAUGAAGAGAGGGGUACUUCAGCUCAUCCUUCAGGGGUGUGGAAACGACAUGGUACAGGCUAUCGAGCAGGUACUCAAUAACCAUGGCGAGCAGACGACUUCCGCUCUCAGCCAGACUACACCAACGCCAAGUUUGUUUCCUCAGUCUUAUCUCAGCUCCUCACUCACAUCCCCCUCCCUAAAGUCAGCGUUCUCUCCUAUCACAUCCCCUCCCACAGCUCACCUGAACUCUAUAAGAUACACCUACGGGAGCGGUGGUCGGAGUCUUGCUCUUGCAAUGCCCUACCCCCCAGUUCUACCCUUAGGGUUAGGAUCCACGUAUGGCUAUAACGGACUCUCUUCAUCAAACAAGGCAUUUCAUUACGCGAUGUACCCGUGCUGUACGAACCCCACAACACAUGCUGCAGAGAAGACAACGGGGUGCCUCAGCGACUAGGCUGUCUCAAAACGGUGUUGAACUUGUCUCAUUUCCACUCAGUCUUAAUGGCUGCACAGCUGAAGAUUCAUCUUAACGAGAUCAUCUGAUAAGUCGUCGUAUAUCAGAAUGGUUUUAAACAUAUUUACCAAUAUAUUUGUAGUUUUCUAUUGUUAUGGCACAUUCCGACAAAUUAGUGUAAAAUUCAGUGUCUAUGAUUCCUAUAUGUGCAUCGACUGUUUUUGGAGUUGCCCUUUUUCUUUAAAAACCCCCAUCAAUUACACUUAAUAUUGUAUGGCAAAAAACAACGGCGAUGUAAUAUUCACAUCAAAAGCAUGAUGCUAUAAGAGACAGACAGACAGUCAGUCAGUCAGUCAGACAGACAGACAGACACACACACGCACACACACAUGGAGGCUAUGUACUUAAUCAAUCUCCGUCAUAAUUUGGAUUGCAAUCACUGCAUAGAUAUUCUACGAGUCAUAUUACUCAAAUGUUGGCUCUCUAUGUUGUCUUGAUAAGUAACUUGUAAUGAUAUGAUUUUAUCCAUAAUAUCAAUAUCUCCUGUAUUCAAAUUACUGUAGGUAAUAUACAGUCACUGAAUGAAGCCGUUGACUGGAGGCCGAUUAGACCUUUGACAAUAUAACAUCUUCGGGUCUCAAAAAAUGAAAGACAUAAUACUACAUAACUUCACAACGAUACACACACUCGGGGGAUAACCAAUUUCAGUGGAUCAUAUGAUCCGACAUUGCCCUUUGACAGUUCCAUAGUGUUGAUGACAACUUCAGCUUGCUGAAGGUUUUGAAUAUUAGUUAAUAUUCUUGUUGACAUUUGAUUCACGGUCAUCGUCGUGGAAUGUACAUGAUUUGCUCAACGUGAAUUUUUUAUGUCCCAUGUAUUAAUUAUAUUGUCAAUUGUUAUUGACGUUUUUAAAGGAUAUCUUCAUUGAUAUUGUUUCUCAUUCUUGAUGUAAUAUCAUAGCAUUUUGUGAUAUGUGCAAAUGACGCCAGAUUGUGCAGCCAUCUUUUAUGUUCAUGUAACUGACCUUAUUAUUUAUUGUACAUAAUACAUGUUAUGAUGACGAAAGCAAUAAAGCUUAAAGUUGUAA
This is a messenger RNA of Haliotis rubra (blacklip abalone), 2442 nucleotides long. RefSeq names its product doublesex- and mab-3-related transcription factor A2-like. Gene Ontology annotation, molecular function: RNA polymerase II cis-regulatory region sequence-specific DNA binding; DNA-binding transcription factor activity, RNA polymerase II-specific; protein binding. NCBI's taxonomy places the organism in Eukaryota, Metazoa, Mollusca, Gastropoda, Lepetellida, Haliotidae. Gene Ontology annotation, biological process: regulation of transcription by RNA polymerase II; sex differentiation. Gene Ontology annotation, cellular component: nucleus. The record is from RefSeq and is a predicted model, not a curated record. The coding region runs from base 144 to 1355 and encodes 403 amino acids. The transcript is spliced from 2 exons.